Chrysochloris asiatica (Cape golden mole) is the source of this 1767-nucleotide messenger RNA. RefSeq names its product transmembrane protein 64 (gene TMEM64). The record is from RefSeq and is a predicted model, not a curated record. The transcript is spliced from 3 exons. The coding region runs from base 1 to 1140 and encodes 379 amino acids. Lineage: Eukaryota; Metazoa; Chordata; Mammalia; Afrosoricida; Chrysochloridae.
AUGAGGAGCCCUGGCGGGAGCCAGCUCCAAACGCUGCCCCGGCUCCUGCUUCACGCUUCUCUACCCGGCCGCGGCGAACUGCCAUCCCGCUGGGCCCUGCCAGGGACUGCCGGCGGGGACGUGCGGGCGGACCGCCUCCUCCGUGGGGGCGGGGCGAGCGCGGCGGCGGCGGCAGCUGCCGCCUCGGGCGCCCUGCUCGGCGUCUAUCUGGAGCGCCACAGUCCGCCCGCCACCUCGGAGCUGCCGGCGCCGAGCGGGGCCUUCCCUGGCGGCCCCGCGAGCGGCGGCGGCGUGGUGGUCGGCGUGGCAGAGGUGAGGAACUGGCGUUGCUGCUGCCUCGGCAGCACCUGUUGGUGCCGGAGCCUCGUGCUGGUCUGCGUGCUGGCCGCCCUGUGCUUCGCUUCCCUGGCCCUGGUCCGCCGCUACCUGCAGCACCUUCUGCUCUGGGUGGAGACCCUCGACUCGCUGCUGGGGGUACUGCUCUUCGUCGUGGGCUUCAUCUUGGUCUCCUUCCCCUGCGGCUGGGGCUACAUCGUGCUCAACGUGGCCGCCGGCUACCUGUACGGCUUCGUGCUUGGCAUGGGACUGAUGGUGGUGGGCGUUCUUAUCGGCACCUUUAUCGCCCAUGUGGUCUGCAAGCGACUGCUCACCGCCUGGGUGGCCGCCAGGAUCCAGAGCAGCGAGAAACUGAGCGCCGUUAUUCGUGUCGUGGAGGGAGGAAGCGGCCUGAAAGUGGUCGCGCUGGCCAGACUGACCCCUAUACCUUUUGGGCUUCAGAAUGCAGUGUUUUCGAUUACCGAUCUCUCAUUACCCAACUAUCUGAUGGCAUCUUCAGUUGGACUGCUUCCUACCCAGCUUCUGAAUUCUUACUUGGGUACCACCCUGCGGACAAUGGAAGAUGUCAUUGCAGAACAGAGUGUUAGCGGAUAUUUUGUUUUCUGUUUACAGAUUAUUAUAAGUAUAGGCCUCAUGUUUUAUGUAGUUCAUCGAGCUCAAGUGGAAUUGAAUGCAGCUCUUGUAGCUUGUGAAAUGGAACUGAAAACCUCUCUGGUUAAAGGCAAUCAACCAAAUAUCAGUGGCUCUUCAUUCUACAACAAGAGGACCCUAACAUUUUCUGGAGGUGGCAUCAAUAUUGUAUGAUUCUAGUGAAAUGUAUGGUUGUCACGAGCCUAGUAUGCUGUCCUGAGUCUUGCAGUCAGUUGACUAAUGGACAGAGAGACAAGUUCUAAUUGUAUUACGGCACAGACAAAACUGACCCGUUUUUAAAUUGCACAAUUUUUUUAAAGCAAGAAUCAUUUUCUGGAUAUGUAAAUGUAUAUGUAGAUGCAAUUUUGGCUGUACCUCUUUCUCACUUAUCAUGCCCGUAAUGACCUGUAGGUCUGCACUUUAGUGUUUUUUAAUUGUUUUAUUUCUGGGUACUGAUGAACAGAGAAAUAACCCAAAUAUUUUUCUGCUUAGUGUCUGUAUUUAUAAAAUCCAGUAUAAGUUGUUUGUAUAGGUCCUACUUAUUAAAGAUGAGUAAAAGUAUGCAAUUUUAAGUAUAUGAUAUAAUUGGGUGUUCCUUAUUUUGGUCGUCUUUCCAGACAGGUAAAUGGUGUUUUUUGUUUUGUUUUAUUUUAAAUGGGACAACUUUGUGUCCCUGUUUUCUUUUUAGUUAGAAAACACAUUGCCUUUAGGUUAAAUGUAUUUUUGCAAGUCGUCAUGUUAUUGCAGGUACAUGUACACAUAUCCACACAAGCUUAUAUCCUACAUUGUGGGACUGAAGUG